Lymnaea stagnalis (great pond snail) is the source of this 25010-nucleotide messenger RNA. NCBI's taxonomy places the organism in Eukaryota, Metazoa, Mollusca, Gastropoda, Lymnaeidae. The record is from the annotation of a GenBank genome assembly.
UGGUUUCUUUCCCAUAUUACUUUUCUUAUCUGGGAAAUUUCAAAAGGCAGGCAGGGAGGAUUUUAUUUCCCCCCACCCCACCCCCAAAACUCAGAAUCAAAGCAACUGCUUCUUUUCCACCCUGUGGAGAUGCCCCUAGGGAGGACUUCAUUCAGGUUGAAGCAAUUUGAAAAAGAAAUUGCACAAGGUAGGAGAAAACAUGUAUACACUAUUUCAUUUGUAUUGUCUAGGGCCUAACUAAAGGAAUUUACUACAACUCUCCUAUACUAAAAUUAUAAAUUUAAUACAUUUUUUUCCUACAGCUACUUCUCAGCUACUCCUUAUAGUCUGAGUGAGCUCACGAGCCUAGUAAUUUAAUGGAACUUUAUGCUAAAUAAUCUUAAUCAAGCUAAUGAUGUCAUAAAAGAUGUUAAACGGGGUAGGGGGGAUCAUGAAUUUGGGAUGAUUUAUAAUGAGGGUGUAUAAAUUUUGUGACUAUAGGAGGAGGAGGUUAAAAAGAUCUGCCAAAAAAAAUGCAUGUCAUUUAUGUAUGGCCCCUUAGCUUUCAAGUUUCAGUUUUAAGUUAAUAGUGUUCAAUGGCAAGCCGCAAAAGCAAAAAUAUUAAGUAAACGACAAGUCCCAUUAUUUACCCUUUACAUUUAGUUAUUUACUGAGGCCCACGGACUUGAGAAGGAACAGAGGUGUACAGAGAAUGGCGCACAACAAGUCAUGUGGCUUGGGCGCCAUUUAAAAAUGGGGGUUGGGGGGGGGGCAAAAUAAUUGCAUGGUACAAAUAAUAAGGGUAUAUUCACUUAAAUUUUACAUUAUCUUGCUUGUAUUUACUGUGUUUUUUUAAUAAAUUAUACAAUUACUAAAAAUUAGAAUAACAAUUCUAUGAAGAUUGCAAGCCAGUAAGCAUAGCUUCACUUCAAUGGAUAGUGAAACAAGUAAGUAGUUGCUUAAAAGUGUUAAAACUAAUAAUAGAGCCCUCUAGUAAGCAAGUUAUUAACUCAUUCCUUAUUUCUAAAUUUAUGAAAGCUUUCAUGUAUCAUCUCACCUUAACUUUUUGAAAUUAUGCUGAUAUAUAUCAUAUGUUAAUUUAAUUCGUUUAAAAAGGUUAACAUAAUAAUAUGAUUGUUUUUCUAAUUUCUUUGCAUUCAACAGUAUUGAAGGUAGCCUUCCAGGGUUUUUUUCUCUUUGCUGUUUUUUCACUGCUGCUCAGCUGGAUACUGCCAAAGCUGGGCGAACUUUUAACAAGCUGGAAGAUAUCAGGUAAUUUCUGUUCCAACCAAGUAAUAUAUAAAGUCAUAUUAACAGCUUGUAUGCUAAACUUCUGUAAGACGUCAGAUAGUUUGGCAGUGUUGAAGUGUAAAGUAAAAGUAAUAACUGUCAAAUAUUUUGGUGAUUUAAAUUAUUUUUUUUAUGCCUACAGGACAUGCAACGAAUAUAAAUCUAGAAGAUUCACAUAUAAAAGAGCAAUUUAAGACACAAGAAGUUGUGAAUCGACAGAGAAUUCAACAACAGUAUGACUCAAGGGUAAGUAGAAAUUUUGAAACAGCUGAAUUUGUGGAUAUUCAGAAUGUUUUAAAAUUACAGUUUCACAUUUAUUAUAGUAUUUGUGACUCUAAUGAAAUAAAUCAAUGUGAUUUAAAGGUAAUUCAAUAAAAUGAAGUUUUUGGGGUCCAAAGCAUUCAACUGUGUCAGAUGGGACAGAGUCAUCAUUGUGUUUUAUAUUCUAUUCUAAAAUUUAAACUGGUUUGGCCAAUAUUUUACACCAAAUGCCUUAAGCCACCAGGUCUGUGCUUAUCAUCCCAUUCUGUUGACACAAGUGUCCAGUUGCCAGAGUGUAAUUAAAGUUAAGACAUUUUGAAGAAGAAGAUACAAAAAUUGAUUGCUCAGUGCAAGACAUAAUAAUGACUUAUUUUUAGCUAGUAAUUGUUAUAUGAAUUCAACAAAGGAGACUGAAAUAUCCAUUUUUAAAAAUAUUUUUUAAUACUGAAUUUGCUCUUCUGGAAGUAGCUAGUGACCUGAUUUCAAUAUGUUUUGUGAUGUAUCUUAGGCAGCUGAGUAUAACCAGAACAUUUUACUGCCUCGUGAUGAAGAGAAAAGACGUAAGAAAGAAGAAGAAUUUUUAAGAUUCUUAGGUCCAACCUGGAAAGGAAAUGGAUUUUCACUGGGAGUAAGCAGAAUUGUAAAUUUGUAUUUUUGCUAAGAUUAAAAAGCAAAGGUAGAGUUACAAUUAGUAACUUUUUAAGAGCAGUCCAGAAAUUGUAAAAAAUGUUUCUUAUAUGCAGUUAUACCAAGUAUCAACUAAGAAAUGAAUUUUUUUAAAUGUAUGUGGGUUGCCCUAUGUUAUUUCCUCUGCCUUACAAUCAAGAGGUUUAAACUCAUUUAUCAUCAUCUCAGCUAUGGCCAUCAUCCUCAGUUAUGGGUCAUCCCCAGCUAUAGGCAUAUAGUUGCAUGAAAUGGACCUCUCAGCCCAUUCUAAUGGAGGAUAAAAUAAUAAGUAAAAAAAAAAACAACUCAACCACAAAAUUCACAUAAAACUAAUUUUUAAAAAUUUAAAACCUAAUGAAAUAACUUUUUUUUUUCUUGUUUUAAAUUUAAUAUAGAAGCUAUCAUUUUCUUUUCUUGCAUUCAAGCAAUCUUUUUUACCCUUUUAUAGAGUUGUCUGGCCCUUCAAUCAAUAGAGAAUAUAAUUUACUUUUUUUUUCUUUCUAAUUCAACUUUAAAUGCUAAGAAAAUAUUGUUUAAAUCCCAGGGUGGAGAUUCUGACCGAACUAAUGAAGACCUCAUGGCUUUACCUCAUAGCCGCAGAGCAGCACACCGAAGAAUAGUCCAAGAGAAUAUCAAUCAAGAAGUGGCUGCUGCAGCUGAAGCUGCUGCAAAAUACAAGAGGAGACCCAAACGAGUCAGAUAAUAUAGAAAUUUUCAUUAGUUAUUUCUAUCUUAACUAGUGUCCUAGAGUUAUGGAAAUUGCACAUUAUGAUUAAAUAGAGAUUAGUUAACCCAUUAUUAUUCAAGUAGGUUUUUAUUAUUAUUAAAUUCAGUUGCAAAUAUUUGGUUUGGUUGACAUAUAGAAAAUAUUAAUUGAAGAGUGGUACUUUAGAUGGGACUGAUGAAUUCAAAAAUCUAAUUUAAUCCUCACAGGUAAUCACACUGCCUGAAGAACCAGACCCUGAGGAGCUAGGUGUAAUUACAAUUUUGUUACGAACACCCAUUGGCACAACAUGCACAAGAAGGUUUUACUCUACUCAUCAAGUACAGGUAAUCCAUCACUUAACCAAAGAGUCUUUAGUAAAUUCAAUUGUAAAUUGAACACUAAAAGAUGUGACUCGAUGUCACCAAGAUAAUGAUGGUAAAUAGAGACCGACCGAAUUUCGGCUUUGGUUUCUGCGCCGAAAGUUGCCAUUUGAUCACUUUCGGCCUUUUUAUAACAUUCCUUUUGGGGCCGGUCACCCCGAAUUAGUUUGUUUCCUUAUUUGAGCUAUAAAAAUAAAAUUAACAACAAAUACUCCUACAUGAAUUGAUGGAUCUUGACCAAACUUAGUACACAUACACUUGAUUAUCCAUAUUCAAAUACCAUAGAGUACUGAACUCAUAAUAUUCAUUCUUCUGGGGCCAGGGGCCCCAUUUUCCUUAUGUACGCUAUAUCAAUAGGCUUAGACAACACUAUAGGUUCUAUGUGAAAUGAUGGAUAUAGGCCUAGCGUGGUAGCAAUACACAUCAUCGUCCUUAUUGAAAUAUCGGUGGAUUUUAAACUAAUAAUAUCCAAUCUAGAAUUGUCAAGAAGGCUCGAAAAUUUCAAAAAGCUAUAUCUAUGGCAUUUUUAAACCGAUUUUAACUGGAAAAAUUUUAAUUUUAACUUUAUUGUUUAUCUGACUGAUUUUUAUAGGGCCCCCUAUAUCAGGAAAAACUAAAUCAUUAGAUUUAUAGAAUGGGCCCUUGACGGGACCCUUCUAUCAACGUAAAUGUACUAUAGUUAUAGUUUGUGCAUGUAGUUGUGUAAUUUUUCGUAUUUAAAAAAAAAAAAAAGUAGAGAAAUCUUGAUCCUACUGGGAUCGUGAACCCCCCGGAAUUGGAAUCCACCGGAAAUGGGAUACCAAAAGGAUUGGGAUCCCACCGGGAUUGGGGUCCGACUGAGUAACUCGACCAUACCGGGAUUCAACUAAGAUCGGUAUCCAAUCUGGAUCAUGAACCCACCAGUAUUGGGAUCCCACUGGGAUCGGGAUCCCAUCGAGAUUGGAUACUGACAGGAUAAGGAUACCAAUGAGAUUAGGAUCCAAUCAGGAUCCCAUCAGAAAAUGGGGUUGGAUCGAGUAACGGGAUCCGAUUCGGAUCUCUCUGGGAGAAACUCACACCCCCAGACUUGGUAUUUUCCAAUGCCUGAGAAACUCACACCCCCAGACUUGGUAUUUUCCAAUGCCUGAGAAACUCACACCCCCAAAUUUAGUAUUUUCGAAUGCCCGAGAAACUCACACCCCCAAAUUUAGUAUUUUCCAAUGCCCGAGAAACUCACACCCCCAAAUUUAGUAUUUUCCAAUGCCCGAGAAACUCACACCCCCAAAUUUAGUAUUUUCCAAUGCCCGAGAAACUCACACCCCCAAAUUUAGUAUUUUCCAAUGCCCGAGAAACUCACACCCCCAAAUUUAGUAUUUUCCAAUGCCCGAGAAACUCACACCCCCAAAUUUAGUAUUUUCCAAUGCCCGAGAAACUCACACCCCCAAAUUUAGUAUUUUCCAAUGCCCGAGAAACUCACACCCCCAAAUUUAGUAUUUUCCAAUGCCCGAGAAACUCACACCCCCAAAUUUAGUAUUUUCCAAUGCCCGAGAAACUCACACCCCCAAAUUUAGUAUUUUCCAAUGCCCGAGAAACUCACACCCCCAAAUUUAGUAUUUUCCAAUGCCCGAGAAACUCACACCCCCAAAUUUAGUAUUUUCCAAUGCCCGAGAAACUCACACCCCCAAAUUUAGUAUUUUCCAAUGCCCGAGAAACUCACACCCCCAAAUUUAGUAUUUUCCAAUGCCCGAGAAACUCACACCCCCAAAUUUAGUAUUUUCCAAUGCCCGAGAAACUCACACCCCCAAAUUUAGUAUUUUCCAAUGCCCGAGAAACUCACACCCCCAAAUUUAGUAUUUUCCAAUGCCUGAGAAACUCACACCCCCAAAUUUAGUAUUUUCCAAUGCCCGAGAAACUCACACCCCCAAAUUUAGUAUUUUCCAAUGCCUGAGAAACUCACACCCCCAGACUUGGUAUUUUCUCCCAGCGAUAGAACAAACUAUACCUCAUUGAUUUAUAUUAAUUAGUGCACAUACGACUGUGGGUCUUGGUUCUAUCACAAAUCCCCUACAAGGUAGGAACAGACAUUUUUGGCAGUGCAUCCCAAAAUAUUCUUCCCAAAGUCACUUAUAUCUACAUAUUUAUGUAGACCAAAUCGCACAAUUUCUGUAAACAAACACAUCUUGUGCAACAUUUGGUUGGGUUUAGAAUAUGGAGAAUGAAUUCAGAAUUUUUAAUCUAGUUGAAUGUGCUUGAGUUGACUGUUGUUGGAAGUAUGAAUCAUGCAGAAAUAAAAUAGCUGCAUUUGAAGAUGAUGUAAUAUUGUGGCGAUUCUGAAUCAUUCAUGCUGUUUCACUAAAUAGUUAGGCUUGUGUUGUGUAGGGGCGCAGUGGUUAGGCUGUACGCCUCGUUAAAUGAUUUUGAAAUUCUUUUUGCCAUAGUGAGGAUUUUAUGCAUUUCGCAUUUUACAUUGUAUUUGUAUAAUCACAUUCUUCGAUAUAAACAUAUUCAUUUAAACCUUUUGAAAAUUAAAUAAUCGAGAAUUUAUUCCAUUUUAAAGCUAGAGGAUGACGUCUGCGUUAAUAAACGUAUUUUGGGGAAUAGACAAAAAAGUUCACACGAUCCCUGCUUUACAAGAUGUACGCACACACUUCGACAUAGCAUACGGGUUUGGGAUGCAUCACUCAUUUCUUGACCAUAUUAAAAAGAAACCCAAGGCAAAAUGAGUACAGCAACUCUGGUCUCACACUCAGCCCUGGCCAGCUGAAAUAUCUCAAAUUUAAUCAGUAUCGGCUUUCAAAGCAAGAAAAAAGGUAUCAUUACAUUUUAAGUUGUGCAAACAAGCCCAGAGAUACUUGACAUAUAAUCUAGGAAUCGGCUAAAUUUCGCAUAAGGACUACGUUUAAACAGUCUAAAACGAUUCCAUCGCCGCUGUUCGAUUUGAUCUGGGAUAUCGAUACCCUCUAAUGACAAUGAUAUCGUUUGGAGUGUCUCCGAAGCAAAAUAUUCAGGUCAUAUAUUUCUCUGUGAGUCUUUUAUUUUAAGGGAGAAGGGGGUUGCAUGGAUUUGUUCACUUCUGAAUCUGUUUAAAAUAUGAACAAAUUUACUAUGAAAAUUAACUAUUUUUUUUUAAUAAGGAAAAAGGGGAGGGGAGGGUGGUUUACGCAUCCCCCUUCUUGAUUUGUUUUCUGCUUACACAUGUAUGUAUCAAGGUAUGUCACAACUUACACAUGUAUGUACGAAGGUAUGUCACAACUUACACAUGUAUGUAUGAAGGUAUAUCACAAAACUAAUAAUUCCCCCAUGAAAUGUAUGGACAAAUAACUUUGGAAUAACCACGCCAAACUGGCGCUGCACCAACAUAUUAAACAUUGUCAAUAAAAAAUGCCGUCAUUUCUUAAAUCCUGAUGACUUGUGACACCAAGCCACGCAGGCCACAUGGGACAAAAAAGUCCUGGCCUACCGCAUGACUUAUUGGGUUGUUUCGCUUAAGAGCUGUUAGACUUGCCUUUGUCCACCUGAGGCCGGUAUGAACUGCCUGCUCACACAUCUCACCGCAUUUACUAAAGCCGUUUCAUUAUUAAUCUAUUCACUGCAAUUCCGAAGUGGGACUGAUUUCUACACAAAAAUUAUAUUAUACAAACAAGAGGUUUUUAUUUUGUUGCGUGUAUUUUAAAAUGACUUUAAAAAGUCCCCCAGUGUUAUUAUGCACAGACCUUGCUGAACUACACACACAAUAAAAGAUGUAAUGCGUUUACUCACUGAAGAGUGUCCAAAUAAUUAAAUGGAAAACAUAUCACGUUGUGGGCAAGAUUGCAUUAUUUCCAUCAAAUGUUAGCUCUAAAUAAUAAUCGGAAGUAAAUUAAAUAUGUCGCCAAUGUAUAAGUGGCCAAUAUCAUCAUUCUUAACCAUGACUUGCAAUACAUUAUAAUCUCUGACUUAUGUUAUAAAUCUAAAAGCUGACUUACGAUAUAAAUCUAACCCAUGACUUACUAUAUAAUUCUGACCCAUGACUUAUGAUGUAAAUCUAACCCUUGACUUAUGAUAUAAAUAAACCAUAACUUAUGAUAUAAAUCUAACCUGUGACUUACUAUAUAAAUCUAACCAUUUUCUUACUAUAUAUAUCUAAACUAUCACUUACUAUAUAAAUCUAACCUGUGACGUACUAUAUAAAUCUAACCCGUGACUUACUAUAUAAAUCUAACCCGUGACUUACUAUACAAAUCUAACCCGUGACUUACUAUAUAAGUCUAACCCGUGACUUACUAUAUAAAUCUAACCCGUGACUUACUAUAUAAAUCUAACCCGUGACUUACUAUAUAAAUCUAACCCAUGACUUGCAACGCGUUCUGAUCUGAAGAUAAACCAGAAGUGCUAGGAAACUAGAGUUGCCCUUCCUUCGUUAUUAUGGUCGACCUACUCGCAGAAUUUACAAGGUGAAAGAUGUCAAAUAUAAAAAAUAAAACAUCACGCAAGUUAGUAGUUAGUGAAUGAUGUCAAAUAUAAAACAUGAACACCACGCUAGUUGGUGAAUGAUGUCAAAUAUAAAACAUGAACACCACGCUAGUUGGUGAAUGAUGUCAAAUAUAAAACAUGAACAUCACGCACCACCAAGAAAUCGAUACACACCAAAGAGAAAUAAAUACAUUUGCCCCUGUAUGCUCUAUUAAGUGGAGCGUUUCCGCAAAGCUCCAGUAUAUGGAGAGUGUUUGCCGUGCUUUAGUAUGUGGAGCGUCUUUGUCAUGCUUCAGCAUGUGCAGCGUCUCUGUCAUGCUCCGGUAUGUGUAGCGUCUCUGUCAUGCUCCAGUAUGUGGAGCGUCUCUGUCAUGCUCCAGUAUGUGAGGCGUCUCUGUCAUGCUCCAGUCAGAGGCGUAGCGAGAGUGUUUGGUGCCUGGGGACACGAUUCGCGCCCGGGGACAAGAUCCAUUUUAAAGCGCCCCUUUUUCUUUUUUUCAACUCUCAAACCCAUUAUUUUCAUCAAUAAAAUAAUAUCAAAGCACAUUUUGGCGCCCCUAACUAGCUGGCGCCCGGGGACAUCUGUCCCCCCUGCCCCCCUCGCUACGCCCCUGGCUCCAGUAUGUGGAGCGUCUCUGUCAUGCUCCAGUAUGUAAAGCGUCUCUGUCAUGCUCAGUAUGUGGAGCGUCGCUGUCAUGUGCUCCAGUAUGUGGAGCGCCUCUGUCAUGCUCAGUAUGUGGAGCGCCUCUGUCAUGUGCUCCAGUAUGUGGAGCGUCUUUGUCAUGCUCCAGUAUGUGGAGCGUCUCUGUCAUGUGCUCCAGUAUGUGGAGCGUCUUUGUCAUGCUCCAGUAUGUGGAGCGUCUCUGUCAUGUUCAUAUACGUGUAUCAAAAAAAUAAUUGUCAUGCUCUGUUACAGAUGAGAAUGUAUGAAUGAAAUGGAGGGAAUAUAUGUAUGGUAUGGAUGGAAUAUAUGCAUGCUAUGGAUGGAAUAUAUGUAUGGUAUGGACGGACUAUAUGCAUAGUAUGGACGGAAUAUAUGUAUGGUAUGGAUUGAAUAUAUGCAUGGUAUGGAUGGAAUAUAUGUAUGGUAUGGACAGAAUAUAUGUAUGGUAUGGAUUGAAUAUAUGCAUGGUAUGGAUGGAAUAUAUGCAUGGUAUGGACGACUAUAUGUAUAGUAUGGACGGACUAUAUGUAUGGUUUGGACAGACUAUAUGUAUGGUAUGGACGGACUAUAUGUAUGGUAUGGACGGACAAUAUGUAUGGUAUGGACGGACUAUAUGUAUGGUAUGGACGGACUAUAUGUAUGGUAUGGACGGACUAUAUGUAUGGUAUGGACGGACUAUAUGUAUGGUAUGGACGAACUGUAUGUAUGGUAUGGACGGACUAUAUGUAUGGUAUGGACGGACUAUAUGUAUGGUAUGGACGGACUAUAUGUAUGGUAUGGACGGACUAUAUGUAUGGUAUGGACGUACUAUAUGUAUGGUAUGGACGGACUAUAUGUAUGGUAUGGACGGACUAUAUGUAUGGUAUGGACGGACUAUAUGUAUGGUAUGGACGGACUAUAUGUAUGGUUUGGACGGACUAUAUGUAUGGUAUGGACGGACUAUAUGUAUGGUAUGGACGGACUAUAUGUAUGGUAUGGACGGACUAUAUUUAGGUAUGGACGGACUAUAUGUAUGGUAUGGACGGACUAUAUGUAUGGUAUGGACGGACUAUAUGUAUGGUAUGGGUGCCAAUAAAAAAAAAACCUUUUAAAUUAGUCACCAUGUCAUUCCUUUUUUUUUCUCCCUUCCGCAUUUCGUCACCGCUCCUGCCAUAUGUUUGUUUGUUAUUGUUUGCCUGUUAUUGUUUGUCUGUUAUUGUUCACCUGUUAUUGUUUGUUAGUUAUUGUUUGUUAUUCUUCGCGAUACAAAUCUAUAUUUGACCUAUUGUAAUUUUUGUCCUACAACGCUAAAUCAUGGGGCCUAAGACAGGCUGCAAAAUUGAAAUCAAUCGUUCUGAUGGUAUAAUAACUAUCUUUAUAUGUUGUUAAGCUCUUUCACUUAGUGAGAUGGGUGACAUAAAACAUCUGCAGGAGCUAGGGUGGGGAAUGGGGCAAAAAGGUUGGAAAACAUUGCUUUAAAACAGCGAUUCUCGACCUGUGUGUCACGAACCCCUUCCAUAUAGAGGUCGCCUAAGACCAUAGGAAAAGACAUAUUUAUGAAGUAGCAACAAAAAUAAUUUUAUGGUUUGGGGGUCACCACAACAUGAGGAACUGUAUUAAAGGUUCGCGGCAUUAGGAGGCUGAGAACCACUGAUCUAAAAAGGCAUAUGUUUACGCCAUUGAAAAAAAAAUUGAAGUAGUGAAUAUGUAUUCAUUUUACCUCUUUCAUUAAACAUUCUAUAGAAGCCGCUUUAUCUGUACAAAUCUGAUAGAAUGUUUUUCUUAAUUUAAUAGUACAUAAUUUGCAGCAUCAGCUAUUUCAUCACGUGCUACAAUGGCACAGUGUCUUUGGUCAGCUAAACCUUCUGACAGUUAACGCUAGGCGAAUCCCUUGAAAUGUCAACACUGCUAAUGAUAGUCUGAAUAUAGAUAAAUUUUGCGUGACAAUUUGAUUGGCAUGGCCGCACACUUUGCGAGUUUCGGCGCAUCGGUUGGGAAGCAAUGCGGUUGAUUCUUUGCUUCAGUUUGCUCCCCAAACAGAUGCAACGCUAUCAUGUGAUGAUGCUAGGAUAACACGACCCCAAGAUUUAACGUGAUCCGUAAUUCCCAAUGUCACACAAGGGAUACUCAUCACGUGACACCUAGGGUGAACGUGAUCUGUUAUCGUACUGCAAUUAAGUUCAUUUUUUUUUUUAAUUUAAAAAAAAAAAAAAUAACUACUCGCACAAGUUUUCUUAAAUUAGAUAUUGUUUCGUGGAAAUAGAUCCCUUUGAAUGAAUUUUUGCGGCAAAAGUUUUGAUCAUGACGACGGGGUAGUUGGUCAAUGAAACAAUUCUUGACAUAAUACGCUAAAGGGGAGUAUUAUUUUUACCAAGUUUUGUGUAUCUAAUGUUGCAAUCCAAUCAUCGCCUUUUUUUUUUUUUAACGGUAAAGACACGCCACGAACAAGCAGCGGUAUGCCUGUGAUGCACGGAUCUAAGCUUGGAAACAUCAGAGGGAGUCUUGGUGACAGCUGAUUCAUUGCGACCUUGAACUGCGCAUGUCAUCCUCCAUCUUAUUAAAUUGUGAAAAACAUUCCCACACGCAAGUCACAAUGAACACAUGCGGUGUAAGAAAACAUGUGUUUAAACAUGUGUUUACUGAACUUUAAACGUGAGUCCGCUGGGGUAAGGUCAUCCGACCGAAUAAGUGCGGGUACGACCGAAUUAUCCACAGGGCGAUGGCUUGGGAACGUGCCCUGGACACACCGGUGACUACCAUUGGUCCUGACCAAGACAGGUUUUGUUUUCGCGAGCAGUCCUGCCGAACAAGACAGCGGCAAACAAGCAAAAACCAUUAAGUCACUCGCAGUAGAGAGACAGCUGCACCAACAGAUUUUACAGCAAGAUUGCACCAACUGAUUUUACAGCAAGAUUGCACCAACUGAUUUUACAGCAAGAUUGCACCAACAGAUUUUACAGCAAGAUUGCACCAACUGAUUUUACAGCUAGAUUGCACCAACUGAUUUUACAGCAAGAUUGCACCAACAGAUUUUACAGCUAGAUUGCACCAACUGAUUUUACAGCUAGAUUGCACCAACAGAUUUUACAGCAAGAUUGCACCAACUGAUUUUACAGCAAGAUUGCACCAACAGAUUUUACAGCUAGAUUGCACCAACAGAUUUUACAGCAAGAUUGCACCAACAGAUUUUACAGCUAGAUUGCACCAACAGAUUUUACAGCAAGAUUGCACCAACAGAUUUUACAGCAAGAUUGCACCAACAGAUUUUACAGCAAGAUUGCACCAACAGAUUUUACAGCAAGAUUGCACCAACAGAUUAUACAGCAAGAUUGCACCAACAGAUUUUACAGCUAGAUUGCACCAACUGAUUUUACAGCAAGAUUGCACCAACAGAUUUUACAGCUAGAUUGCACCAACUGAUUUUACAGCAAGAUUGCACCAACAGAUUUUACAGCAAGAUUGCACCAACAGAUUUUACAGCAAGAUUGCACCAACUGAUUUUACAGCAAGAUUGCACCAACAGAUUUUACAGCAAGAUUGCACCAACAGAUUGUACAGAAAUAUUGCACCAACUGAUUAUACAGCAAGAUUGCACCAACAGAUUUUACAGCAAGAUUGCACCAACUGAUUAUACAGCAAGAUUGCACCAACAGAUUUUACAGCAAGAUUGCACCAACUGAUUUUACAGAAAUAUUGCACCAACUGAUUUUACAGCAAGAUUGCACCAACUGAUUUUACAGCAAUAUUGCACCAACUGAUUUUACAGCUAGAUUGCACCAACUGAUUUUACAGCAAGAUUGCACCAACAGAUUUUACAGAAAUAUUGCACCAUCUGAUUUUACAGCAAUAUUGCACCAUCUGAUUUUACAGCAAGAUUGCACCAACAGAUUUUACAGAAAUAUUGCACCAACUGAUUUUACAGCUAGAUUGCACCAACUGAUUUUACAGCAAGAUUGCACCAACUGAUUUUACAGAAAUAUUGCACCAAUUGAGUUUUCAGUAAGAUUGCACCAACUGAUUUUAUAGCAAGAUUGCACCAACAGAUUUUACAGCAAGAUUGCACCAACAGAUUUUACAGCAAGAUUGCACCAACAGAUUUUACAGCAAGAUUGCACCAAUAGAUUUUACAGCAAGAUUGCAGUGUAGUUUAACAAUAUCAUGUUUCAUUGUUUUGAAAAUAUAUCUAUACAUAUAGAGAAAUUUAAAUGUUAGGCUAACUAUAAAGGUUAAAUAUAUGGCCUAAGUUAACUAGAAAGUUCUAAGAAAGGUUAAAUAUAUACUAUAUAUAUAGCCUAAGUUCACUAGAAAGGGUUAAUGUUUAACCAAAGUCAACAAGAAAGGUUAAAUAUAUGGCCUAAGUUAACUAGAAAGGUUAAAUAUAUAGCCUAAGUUCACUAGAAAGGGUAAAUGUUUAACCAAAGUUAACUAGUAAGGGUAAAUGUUUAACCAAAGUUAACUAGUAAGGGUAAAUGUUUAACCAAAGUUAACUAGUAAGGGUAAAUGUUUAACCAAAGUUAACUAGUAAGGGUAAAUGUUUAGCCAAAGUUAACUAGUAAUGGUAAAAGUUAAACCUAAGUUAACUAGUAAGGGUAAAUGUUUAACCAAAGUUAACUAGUAAGGGUAAAUGUUUAACCUAAGUUAACUAGUAAGGGUAAAUGUUUAACCUAAGUUCACUAGACAGGUUAAAUGUUUAACCUAAGUUAACUAGAAGGUAAACGCGGGAAGCGAGAUUUAAAAAGCACUUGUAAAAUCGCCGGGACAGCGUAUUCAGAAGGUCAAGGUCAUGUCUUGUAAUGGACGAUAUGACCACUCUAAAUUAGUCGAGGUCAUGUCUUGUAAUGGACGAUAUGACCUUUCUAAAUUAGUCAAUGCGAUGUCUUGUAAUGGACGAUAUGACCACUCUAAAUUAGUCAAGGUGAUGUCUUGUAAUGGACGAUAUGACCACUCUAAAUUAGUCAAUGCGAUGUCUUGUAAUGGACGAUAUGACCACUCUAAAUUAGUCAAUGUGAUGUCUUGUAAUGGACGAUAUGACCACUCUAAAUUAGUCAAUGCGAUGUCUUGUAAUGGACGAUAUGACCACUCUAAAUUAGUCAAUGUGAUGUCUUGUAAUGGACGAUAUGAACACUCUAAGGUGCCCAAGUGAAGUCUUCAGAUGGAUAACAUAACCACUCUAUUGUUAGUUUCCAUCCGAAAGGGUCUAACUACAUGGCUACAUGACCACUCUAUCGUCAGUUUCUCAGUGUUCAUAAAAGUGUAUUUGUCCUGGUUUUUUUGUUUUUGUUUUUUUUUUACUGGGGAAGGUGUGCGGACACAAUGACCCAACUUGACGGGGUACAGCAAAUGUGUUGUCAGUAUAGAAAGUACAGGGCAUAUGUUCUCUAGAGGGUCACAUUACAAAGUAUCUUCAAGGUGGAGCUUUGCCAAGCGGUCAGAGGAGCUCAAGAUUCCCUUUAUCCACAUGAUGGUCUGUUGUAGUUGCAGAGAUCAACAACUUUGGUGACAAGUCGGGAUAAUAUUAAUAAUGUGGUCUUUUGACAGGACGGGAUAAUAGUCUGUCUUUUGGUGACAAGUCGGGAUAAUAGUCUGGUCUUUUGGUGACAAGUCGGGAUAAUAGUGUGGUCUUUUGGUGACAGGUCGGGAUAAUAGUGUGGUCUUUUGGUGACAGGUCGGGAUAAUAGUGUGGUCUUUUUGACAGGUCGGGAUAAUAAUGUGGUCUUUUGGUGACAGGUCGGGAUAAUAGUGUGGUCUUUUGGUGACAGGUCAUGAUAAUAGAGUGUUCUUUUUGGUGACUGGUCGGGAUAAUAGUGUGGUCUUUUUGUGACAAGUCGGGAUAAUAGUGUGGUCUUUUGGUGACAUGUCGGGAUAAUAGUCUGGUCUUUUGGUGACAAGUCGGGAUAAUAGUCUGGUCUUUUGGUGACAUGUCGGGAUAAUAGUCUGGUCUUUUGGUGACAAGUCGGGAUAAUAGUCUGGUCUUUUGUUGACAUGUUGGGAUAAUAGUCUGGUCUUUUGGUGACUAGUCGGGAUAAUAGUGUGGUCUUUCGGUGACUGUACGGUAUAUUAGUGUGGUCUUUCGGUGACAAGUCGGGAUAAUAGUCUGGUCUUUUGGUGACAUGUCGGGAUAAUAGUCUGGUCUUUUGGUGACAGGACGGGAUAAUAGUGUGGUCUUUCGGUGACUGGACGGUAUAAUAGUGUGGUCUUUCGGUGACAGGUCGGGAUAAUAGUCUGGUCUUUUGGUGACAGGUCGGGAUAAUAGUCUGGUCUUUUAGUGACAGGUCGGGAUAAUAGUCUGGUCUUUUUGUGAAAGGACGGGAUAAUAUUGUGGUCUUUCAGUAACAGGUCGGGAUAAUAGUGUUGUCUUUUGGUGACUGGACGGAAUAAUAGUGUCGUCUUUCGGUGACUGGUCGGGAUAAUAGUGUGGUCUUUCGGUGACAGGUCGGGAUAAUAGUGUGGUCUUUCGGUGACAGGUCGGGAUAAUAGUGUGGUCUUUCGGUGACAGGUCGGGAUAAUAGUGUGGUCUUUCGGUGACAGGUCGGGAUAAUAGUGUGGUCUUUUGUGACAGGACGGAAUAAUAGUGUCGUCUUUCGGUGACUGGUCGGGAUAAUAGUGUGGUUUUUUAGUGACAGGUCGGGAUAAUAGUGUGGUCUUUUUGUGACUGGUCGGGAUAAUAGUGUGGUCUUUCGGUGACAGGUCGGGAUAAUAGUGGGGUCUUUUAGUGACAGGUCGGGAUAAUAAUGUGGUCUUUUGGUGACAGGUCGGGAUAAUAGUGUGGUCUUUCAAUGACAGGUCGGGAUAAUAGUGUGGUCUUUUAGUGACAGGUCGGGAUAAUAGUGUGGUCUUUUAGUGACAGGUCGGGAUAAUAGUGUGGUCUUUUAGUGACAGGUCGGGAUAAUAGUGUGGUCUUUUUGUGACUGGUCGGGAUAAUAGUGUGGUCUUUUAGUGACAGGUCGGGAUAAUAGUGAGGUCUUUCGGUGACAGGUCGGGAUAAUAGUGUGGUCUUUUAGUGACAGGUCGGGAUAAUAGUGUGGUCUUUUAGUGACAGGUCAGGAUAAUAGUGUGGUCUUUUGGUGACAGGUCGGGAUAUUAGAGUGUUCUUUUUGGUGACUUUGUGUUGUUUUUGACCUAAUAUUCAAUUUAAAAAUUUAACUUUGUCAUGAUAAAGGACCAAGUAGGCAUUAUAGAAUUUAGCCAAUUAGAGCUCCACGAUCUCAUUUUAAUAAUAAUAAUAAGAGCAGUGCUUGAUAGUAAAAUUAAAUUCUGCUUUGCGUCUUAGAGGCCCGAAUAUGCCGCCAGCCCCCCCCCUACAUAAAGAACACAUUGCUGCCAGGGGCAAACCGCCCUGACCCCGGCCUCCCUUCCUCCUACGCCAUCCAUAUUGCUUCCUGUUAUUCACUGUGGAUUAGUACGGCCUUGUUGUCAUAUGUUGUCUCCUUUGCUUUCACUUACAAUGGAACAGAGGGCAAUCUGGUUUUAUUUACAGUGGAACUUGGUUAAGUCGACGGCCUUGGGGUUUGCCAAAAAAAGCGUUAUUUACAGUAGAACUCGGUUAUGUCGACGGCCUUGGAGUUUGCCAAAAAAGCGUUAUUUACAGUGGAACUCGGUUAUGUCGACGGCCUUAGGGUUUGCCAAUAAGCGUCGAGAUAACCGAUGAUCGAGAUAAACGAAAACCAGUAUGGCGGGAAUAUUAUUAACAUGUGCUUGAAAUUUCUUACGAUGUGCGUUUAUAAAUGAGAAUGUACAUGCACGUGUUUUUGGAGUUGUUUUUUUUUUUUUACACAGCAGCGUUACCGUACAGCGAUUGGUUCAAUGAAGCGAUCGGCCUGCUUUAAAAUGUACAUACAUGUUUGCUAACAACACAAGGCAUAUGUGGGCUGCCACUUUUCCGGAUUAUCCCGGAAUUCCGGAUUCGUAAGGCUAAAUAUUUUCAGCUAGGGAUCGGAUCCGCUAGUUUUUUUAUUUUCUCUCGGUCCGGUUUCGCUGGUUCAGUUGAUUCAAAUACGGAUUCUGGGUUUAACAAAAUAAAUAAAUAAAUCAACGUCUGAGAGCGCUUGAUGAAAGCCUAUUGAUUUAAUAAGCGACAAGCGGGUUCGCUAUAAAUAGAACAGGUACUGCGACCUCGCCUCUCUCUUUUGUUUGCAAGCCUCUCACUCCUCGCUUCUUGCUGUGUCAAGUUAAUUGCGCGGACAGCGAUAUUGUCAUUUCACUUCAAUCACUACAGUUGGAAUUUGGCACGUUUCUGUUGUAUAUAAUUUUCAAAAGCCGGCGAUUGGUCAUGGGGAUCGAGGUAACCGAGGUUAAGUGGCAAAUUUGGCCGCCUUUUGUGUUCGAGAUAUCAGGGUUCGGCGACAUAAAAGAAUCGAAAUAACCGAGGAGAAAAUGCUAAGACAAAGAGAAUUUGAAACAUUUGUGUGAUGUCUGUUUAACAUACAUUAGUUGUAUCAACGAUGGGGAAAUGGCAAUGCAAUGCCCCGAACACUCACCAAGUGUGCGACCUAUCUGCCAGGGAACAGCACAUACCCACUUUGACAGGUCCCAAACAAAAGGAACUGGCCUAUCCCCUGGUGCGACCUAUCUGCCAGGGAACAGCACAUACCCACUUUGACAGGUCCCAAACAAAAGGAACUGGCCUAUCCCCUGGUGCGACCUAUCCUUUGGUGCGACCUAUCCCUGAUGCGGCAUAUCCACCGGUCUGACUUAUCCACUGUUGCGACCUAUCUUCUGAUGCGGCAUAUCCACCGGUCUGGAUUAUCCACUGGUGCGACCUAUCCAUUGUUGCGAUUUAUCCACUGUUGCGACCUAUCCCCUGAUGCGACCUAUCCGCUGGUGCGACCUAUCCACUGGUGUGACCUAUCCCCUGGUGCGACCUGUCCACUAGCGUGACCUAUAGGCGAGUAUAUAUAAACGGUAUACCGAAUGUUUCCUCUCUUAUUUGAUUUGAAAUUUCAUAUUAUUCUUAUAAUCGGUACUUGCGUUCAAUCUAUUUCCAAAUUAUUUUUGCCCCCAACUUUUCCAACCACCCUGAAAUACCACGAGAAAGAUGCACCAUGGUCGCGAGUAUUUGUCCCCUUUUUUUUUUUUUCUUGACAAUCUAGUCCUAGACUUUGAUAUAACUUUAUUGAGACCGCGAUGAGCAGCGUUCGAUCACAUUACGGGAACAUGUGGCUUUCACUCUGGUAUUUUCUUGAGUAUUUGUCCCCUUUUUUUUUUUUUCUUGACAAUCUAGUCCUAGACUUUGAUAUAACUUUAUUGAGACCGCGAUGAGCAGCGUUCGAUCACAUUACGGGAACAUGUGGCUUUCACUCUGGUAUCUUCUGAACCCUCCUCUCCCCCCCCCCCCAAAUUCCCUUGCCAGAUAAUACGGUGCAAUGGCCAAGUUGGCUUACUCAAACAACAACAACAACAACAACACCUACACACAAAGAGGACCAACACAAGAUUAAAUAUUAUACCAGUGGAUCUCAAACUGUUAUUAUUAUCAUUUUUAAAAAAAAUAUAUUCUUUAUUUUUGUUUUUGUUAGUUGUUGUAAUCACAGAACAUUUAUAUUGCUUUUAAUUCGUAAUUUAAACAUUGACAAAUACUUAACAAACAAAAAAUGUCACGAGAAACUUCGCAUGGCGUAGGAGAAAAUUUAGAAAAAAAAGGACGGGUGGGGAACAAAAUCGUGCAAAAAAGACCACUGAGCGCCUUUUGCUUUUAUAAUAUAAUUACAACCUAGAACAUAUGCCUAAAAUAAUUACUGUGGCUCUAAUAGAGCCAAUUGUCAACUAAAUAUUAGUUAUUACGGCUAUAAAAAUAUCACCCCAAUGUUUCGCAGUUAAUGCUUAAUUAAUAUUUAAACUAAUUUUAACUUAAAUUGUUAUAAGCCAAAGUAUUCAUUUGAUUAGGGGUCUCAAACUCAAAUCAUCCGGUGGCCACCGUAGGCAGAGUCUGAUUGAGACUGGGCCGCAUCAAAUACUCCACAGAAAAUAAUAAUAAUAAAGUUCAUUUCAAAAACACGCUUCAUCCCCAAAGGCUCGAAGCGCGGUACAAAGUCAACAAAAAACAAAUCUAUAAUUUACCACAUUUAAAACAAACGCAACACUACAAAAAAAAACCGAUUACAAAUUCAUUUAAGUACAAUCUGCUCAGCCAUUAUAAAUAACAAAUAAAAAUGAAGAUCAAUCUGCUCCAUUUGAAGCGCAAAAAAAAAAAUAAUAAAAAAAUAAAAAAAGUAAAGUUUGGUGGGCAUCGUCCACAUUAAAAGAGAAAAGCUGAAAAGUGGCUGUGUGUGUUUUGAAUUCUAAAAAAUGUGAUCAAAUUCCUCCUGUAGCUUUGCAAUGGCAUUAGUAUACUUAUUACUGCCCAAGUCCAUGAGUACUUCAGAUGUUGGGAAAUGACAGAGGUUUCUCUAAGAACCAUAACACAAGUUUUGAUCAGAAUGCCCUGACAUUGUCAUAGCCAACACAGACAAGCUACCCCUCGUCUUGUAACUACUUGUUAAGUACAUUCAGCUCCUGUGUAAUGUAAACAAGAAAAGCCAAGUCCAUGAACCAUUUGUGAUCACUUAGUACAGGAACAACCACCCCCACCCCAUCCGUCUCCAUGAAAGCUUUAAAUGCUAAAACGUGUUCAAACAGUAGGCAGGAGCAGGCCAUAUUUAUAAAUUAUUGAUGCGAAGGUAAAAAGCUAUUGUAGGGAGAAUGAAUAUUGGUUUGUUAUCGUAGAAAAGGCCUUUUUGACUAACCCUAUUUUGAAAGUGACCAAGCUGAGAGCCUCGGAAUUUCCCUCACUCGUAAACACUAGCGGCAAUUUUAAUAGUGAUUCUUUGAUACUGUGUCACAUUGCUACCAUUUACACAAUUAUGGUUGUGCAUUACCCACCAAUUGUCUUUUAAAACUUUUCUCAAAAACGCACUCAUGCCAUGUUUGUCUCAGAAAAUGCUAUAAAAUAAAAACUUUUAGUCCGAUUUUAAAACGGUACGUACCAUUAUUAUCAAAAUACAAAUAUAUACAACCAUAAUAAAAAUGAGAAUUAGACUAAUUGGUAAGAUUCGACUGAAACCGCCUCGGAGGGUCACUUUAUAGAUAUGAGAAUUGGGGAAUAAGCGCUAGCAAAAUUAAGACUAAACUUUGAUGUCAUGUAGCGGACCGCAACAUAUCGUCUUGUGACCGCAAAUGGCCCGCAGGCCGUGAGUUUGAGACCCCUACAUUAGAUGUUUAAUUAUUAAUAUUGUCGAUGAUCUCAUUUUUGAUGAAGAGAAUGUAAAUAUUGAUACUUUCUCCCCAUCAUUUUCGAUGUAUCCAACUUUCAUUCACAUAUUAAGUAAGUCAUUUUAAACCUUCGGCCAAGUUUCGGUUUCGGCCGAAAUCAGAAAAUCACUUUCGGUCGGUCUCUAAUGGUAGACAUUUUGCGACACUUUCUAAAUGCUGUUUUGAAGUCUCAACAUUUAACAAUGACAUUUUUACUUAGAUACCUGAAUUGAGUUUUAAUGUUUGGUAUCUUCAAAAAAAAACAACAAAAACAACAACAAAACACCCAAAAAACACUCACACUAAAAACAAAAAAGUGUAGCAAUAUUCCACACCCUUGAAAAGUAUAGCAAUAUUCCACAGCCUUGAAAAGUAUAGCAAUAUUCCACACCCUUGAAAAGUAUAGCAAUAUUCCACACCCUUGAAAAUGAUAGCAAUAUUCCACAGCCUUGAAAAGUAUAGCAAUAUUCCACACCCUUGAAAAGUAUAGCAAUAUUCCACACCCUUGAAAAGUAUAGCAAUAUUCCACAGCCUUGAAAAGUAUAGCAAUAUUCCACAGCCUUGAAAAGUAUAGCAAUAUUCCACACCCUUGAAAAGUAUAGCAAUAUUCCACACCCUUGAAAAGUAUAGCAAUAUUCCACAGCCUUGAAAAGUAUAGCAAUAUUCCACACCCUUGAAAAGUAUAGCAAUAUUCCACACCCUUAAAAAGUAUAGCAAUAUUCCACAGCCUUGAAAAGUAUAGCAAUAUUCCACACCCUUGAAAAGUAUAGCAAUAUUCCACACCCUUGAAAAGUAUAGCAAUAUUCCACACCCUUGAAAAGUAUAGCAAUAUUCCACACCCUUGAAAAGUAUAGCAAUAUUCCACACCCUUGAAAAGUAUAGCAAUAUUCCACACCCUUGAAAAGUAUAGCAAUAUUCCACACCCUUGAAAAGUAUAGCAAUAUUCCACACCCUUGAAAAGUAUAGCAAUAUUCCACACCCUUGAAAAGUAUAGCAAUAUUCCACACCCUUGAAAAGUAUAGCAAUAUUCCACACCCUUGAAAAGUAUAGCAAUAUUCCACACCCUUGAAAAGUAUAGCAAUAUUCCACACCCUUGAAAAGUAUAGCAAUAUUCCACACCCUUGAAAAGUAUAGCAAUAUUCCACACCCUUGAAAAGUAUAUUUAGGAAAUAGUUAAAGUGACUUUCCUUGUUUUACAAAGAAGUAGCUAUUUUAUUGAUGUUUAUAUUUCUAACAUCGUUUAGUUUUGAGAAAUAUUUAUAUGCCCAACCAACCCUUUUCGUGUACCUAAACUACAAAAAAGAAAAAUGCAUUUUUUUCAAACAAAAAAAUUAGAAUCACGUGCUUAGAUUUACAACCAAAAAAAAAAUCUUUAUAACAUUAAUGGACUUUGAUAUAUUUUUAUCUUCAUUAAACAUUUAAGCAAACUUUUGCCUGGCUUCUCUAUGUAAUCAGAAAAUCGUCAAACACGGAAUUCUUAUAUUUAAAGAAGAAUCUCUUAACCAAUUUUAACAUUUGUAACAGCCUUGAGUUGUUGGUGGGUUUUUUUGUUUUUUCAAAACAUUAUUAGUCUCAUAAAAAACGUACUCCCACUUUUCCAUGAACUUUAUUUCUCGCAAAGUGGAAACAAAAGAUAUGUUUUCAUAUUUGGUAAAUGAUUAGAGAUCGUCCCGCGUUGGCCGCCGUCUUGGUUGACACAACCAGUUAAUCCUGUCACUAAAUGUAUCCCUUACCCUAACCUGAAUCCUAAAAAUGGAUCUCUUAACCCAGGGGUCGGGAACCUAUGGCUUGCGAGCCAGAUGUGGCUCUAUUGAUGGCUGCAUCUGGCUCGCAGACAAAUGUUCGAUUAUUAAAAAAAGACGCAUUAAUGGUAAGAAAUACUCAUUAUUGAUUAGCAACAGCAAGACAAUGUUAUUAAAAAGAAUUCAGAGACAUAAUUAUUGCAUUUUUAGUGUUGAAAUUACACAAAAUGCACACAUUUUACUUGAAUUUUUAGUUUUAAACACAAUGCAUGGCUCUCACAGAGUUACUUUUCAAAAUAUGUGGUGUCCAUGGCUCUCUCAGACAAAAAGGUUCCAGACUCCUGCCUUAACCUAACCUAAACCUUAAUUCACUGCAACUAUGAUAAACACGCAAACAACAACGGUUUGUCCGUGACCUUAUACUGAAAUUUGUUAAUUGGUAAAACAUACAUUUAUUUUAUAAGAAAAUCUAACACCUCUUUUUCACGACUGUAAUGUCAUCACAAUUAAAGAUAUUGUCAUCCACAUAAAAAUAUAAGCAUCUUAUUCCCUUUGCCAUGGUAUUUGUUGAUCCAAGAUUGCAUCUUCACAUGGUUUGUUGUUAUUUGGAUGAGUGAUAAAUGAGUUAGUAAGUGGUAUUUGGCAAUGAACCUUUCUUGCACCUAAUUGCUUGAAAGGCAAUAUCAUGUUAAAAAUAUUUCUUCAACAUUAAUAUUUUUUUUUUUAAAUGCAUAUUUCUGGAAUGAAAAAUAAGUAAAACUUAUUAAAUGUUAAAGGUACAUAGCUAAAAUUUAGUGUGGUGGUAUUAACAAUUUUAAAAAGCAGCUUUGGCACUUUGGGGUUAAAUCAAGGAAAGUGGAGGCUUGUGAAAGCAGUUUUGGCACUUUGGGGUUAAAUCAAGGAAAGUGGAGGCUUGUGAUUUGCAGGUUUAAAUUAAGUUCUUAUAAGAAUAUUCUAACUUUAUUUUUCUCUGGGUUAAAGCAAAAAUGUUGGUUUGAUAUUGUUUGAAAUUGAAUUUAUUUGGACAAUUAGCAUACAUUUAAAUUUAAUGCAAUGAAAAAACAACAAAUUUUGUGGGUUUCCCAAUAAAUGUGUUUACAAAUUAAUAACAGUAAUACAUAUGAUUGAUUAUCAUUGAUUGAUAACAAAAAGAAUAUUUUAACUCUCAUUUUCAGAUAAAAUACUCAAAAUAAUUCUUUCAUUGUCACCUUAAAUAUAUUUCUAAUUUAUUAUAAUAAUUCUUAUAUAUAACAAAGUACAUAUACUUAAAUAUAAUAUAAGUAGAUAUACUUAUAUUUAUCAUAUUUUAAUCGAUUUCCUUAAAAUAAUACAUAAUCCAUAUAAUUGUUUGUAAGAAUCAAAACGUAUCUAAAUUAAUUCCUUUUUUUUUUUAGUGUUAUGUGGUCACAUUAGCUUGUUCUUAUAUAGAUAUUUGAGACCUAAAGGAUUUAUUAAAAACACAUUGGUUAAUUUGGUUAAUGAACUAUGUGUUUUUAAUAAAUCCUUUAGGUCUCAAAUAUCUAUAUAAGAACAAGCUAACGUGACCACAUAACACUAAAAAAAAAAAAGGAAUUAAUUUAGAUACGUUUUGAUUCUUACAAACAAUUAUAUGGAUUAUGUAUUAUUUUAAGGAAAUCGAUUAAAAUAUGAUAAAUAUAAGUAUAUCUACUUAUAUUAUAUUUAAGAUCAUUAACCAAAUUAACCAAAAUAAUGCCUAUUAUUUACAGUGCCUCCUUGAUUUUAUAACAACCCAAGGGUUCAGUCAGAGGAAGUAUACCAUAUCAACAUCAUACCCAAGGAGACUACUAGAUGAUCCUGAAAGUUGUUUGGCUGAUUUCGACUUUGGGAGAAGGGUUGUGCUGAACAUAGAAGAAAAGGAAUAAAGAUGAUUUCAAAUUUGGAAGGAGGGUUGUGCUGAACAUAGAAGAAAAGGAAGAAAGAAUUAAUGAAAGUAAUGCUAAGAAUGUUUUAAAGAUGUUUUCUUUUUAAAAAAAUAAUUUUUAUUAUAAAAAGCUGGGCAUAGUUACAAAUUUAUUCUAUCAUUUGAAUAAGCUGUUUUAAUUUUGAUACCUGGCGACAGAAGCAUUUUUGUGUAAAUAAUAUAAAUAUAAAUGUGCCGUGUAUAAUUGGCUGCCAUAAUUAAUGGGCCAUAAAAUAUUAAACAGGUUAGAAACAGAUAGUCUUUUUAGAUUUUUUUUCUUUUCAGUAAAGAAAUGUUCAACAAUAUUUCUACUGAAUGUCAUCUUCAGAUACAAUUUGUUUUGUUUCGACAUAAUCAUGUUUAGCAAAUAUUGCUACACAUAUGUCAGGAAUAAAAUUAUUCAUUCAUAUUUCAAAUUACAGCCUUUUGUCUCUAUGGGUAAAUAUAUAGUUAGUCUUUUUCUGAAAUAUAUAUUUAUUUUAAAUGUUGUUUUUUUUCUCCAUCUUGACCUUUGAUCUCAGGUCAGGACUGGUGUCAGAAGGCACACAUAAUGGUAAUUUUGUUAAACCCACCUUUUUCUUGGGGCAUCUUGGUAGCAGUACAAUCAUUUGCUGUGGUUAGUUAUGAUAUAGAUUUUUGUACCAAUCCCAGACAGGAGCAUUCAACUUAACAUAAUCAAACAUGCUGACAGUCUUGGCAUUUAUUACAAAUGAUGUGAGUUUCUUGACUCAGUUUUCUUAUUUAAUCUUUUAAGUCAGUUGAAAUACUGAAAUUAACAUUUUCCAAGGCUAGUGUGUUGUGUGCUACACCUUCUAUUUUCAUUGGGAUUUUCCAUGAGAAAAUCUAAGCAGUCAUAAGAGACAUUUGAUGAGAGGAUUUUUGUCUAGUUAUACUAGUUAAUGAGUUAAUUAAAGAAAAAUAGUAAAUAUUACAGCAAUGCUCUAUUUUAAUGUGUUAAUUUGCCUAUAUGUAUGUGCCCUCUGGAUGGAGUGAUUUUGAAUGGACCCUUGCAGAGUAAGGUGGCAAACAAACACCCUCCCCCCCCCACACUCCCCACCCCUUUCUGGACCUCCCAACCCUUGUCUUGCGUAAGUUGUUUUGAUCGACAUAAUGAUUUUUUUGCUUUUGUUUGUUAGAAGUCAUUUGAAUUUAAAUUCUUCCAAAAUGUGAUAUGGAACUGAUGUACCUGACUGAUUAGACUAAAUGGACCUGUUCUACCUGACUGACUACACUAACAAUAUUGUGGCCAUUGCCUAAAAAGCUUGUUAAAUUUUCCUUUUCUUUUUUUUUUCAACUUCAAAUUUUAUAUAAUAAUUAAGUUGCUGCCAUUUGUUGAAGAUUUCUAAAUUUUAUCUUUGUUAUUUUGAUUAGUGUGGUCGAAUGAGAGUCUUUCAAUUUUCAUAUGUUGGCAAACAUGUCAGAAAUUAUAUUUAUACUAGAUCCACGUCUAUAUGUUUUAAAAACAAAUGUUCAGUUUUUUAAUCUUAUAGUUUUGUCUUUGUUAGCCAUGGGUGAGUUCCAUGGAAAAAGUGGACACAAAAAUAAAAAUAAUCAAAUUUGCAUAAAAUAAAUUUGGUGCUACAGUAAAUAAAAUUAUUUCAUGCAUCUUGGUGUGGAAUCAAUUUGAGUAUCUUUGUUCUUGUGUGACACAUGAGCCGGUGGCCAUUUUGAAUUAAGAAGAUGUCUGCACAUUUUAAUACAAAGUUUGUUGAAGUUUAUUAUGUUUAAAUCUGAUAAAGAUAGGCAGUCAAUUUUCAACACUGUU